Messenger RNA from Thamnophis sirtalis, 534 nucleotides. The record is from RefSeq and is a predicted model, not a curated record. NCBI's taxonomy places the organism in Eukaryota, Metazoa, Chordata, Lepidosauria, Squamata, Natricidae.
AGGAAAACUUCCUUGUUUGGGGGCGACGCUCCCUGCCGGAGUCUGCGGUCGCGGCCGGAUCCCUCGAGUCUGCGGCGGCUGGGGAACCCCGGCUGGAGCCGGUGACCAGGAAAAUUUCAAGAUCCAUGCCUUGCUGAAAGCAGAGAAGAUGUUAUGUUGGGGAUAUUGGUCUUUUGGAUUUCCUGGCUCAGAUACGACUCUGCAGGCGGUCAUCCCUGAACCUCAAACCACUGAAUUUGUUCACGAGAGGAGUGUCAAGGAAGUGGCUUGUGGGAAACACCACUCUGUGUUCUUGCUGGAAGAUGGGGAAGUCUACACCUGUGGGGUGAACACCAAAGGCCAACUCGGUCAUGAGAGAGAAGGAGGCAAGCCAGAACAAAUUGAUGCUCUAGCUGACCAGCAUAUUGUCCAUGUGGCCUGCGGUGAGUCUCAUAAUGUGGCUCUUAGUGACCAAGGCCAGCUUUUUUCCUGGGGCGCAGGAAGUGAUGGCCAGUUGGGGCUUACAACGACGGAAGAUGCUGUAACAAUUCCAAG